Messenger RNA from Scheffersomyces amazonensis, 642 nucleotides. RefSeq names its product Tom22p (gene TOM22). The transcript has a single exon. Gene Ontology annotation, cellular component: mitochondrial outer membrane. Lineage: Eukaryota; Fungi; Ascomycota; Pichiomycetes; Serinales; Debaryomycetaceae. The record is from RefSeq and is a predicted model, not a curated record. Gene Ontology annotation, biological process: intracellular protein transport. Bases 45 to 479 code for a protein of 144 amino acids.
UUAAUGAAUAAUUAGUUAGUGUUUAUACUGCAUAAAUAUAUACAAUGGUCAAAUUAACUCAAAUUGACGACGAGACGUUUGAAAACGUUGAAAGUAAAGUUGAAGCUUCCAAAAGUUCAUUAAAUGAAAGUGAUGAAAGUGAAUCCGAAUCAGAUUUAGAAGAUGAUGACUUUGAUUAUGAAAAUGAAACUGUAUAUGAUAGAAUUAUUGCUUUAAAAGAUAUAAUUGCUCCAGAACAAAGAGAUCAAAUUGCCAACUUAGGUUCUACAAUUACUUCUUAUAUUACUAGUGGUAUUAAUUCUACUGGAUCAUUAUUUUGGACUUUAACUUCUUCUGCUUUAUUAUUAGGAGUACCAUUAUCAUUAGCUAUUUUAGCCGAAACUCAAUUACAAGAAAUGGAAAAGGAUAUUUCCUUACAACAAUCUGCUCAAGAUGUUUUGGCUCCAGGUUCUGAAGCUGCAUUUUCUGAAAAGAGAUAAUAGAUAUGAAGUGAUUGGUUAGUUUAUGGGGAGUGAGUUUUUAUACAUCAUUUGCUUAUGCUCUUGUACAUAUAUAUAUAUAUAGAUAGUUAAGACAAAUCGAAAUACUUAACUAUAGUUUAUGUUAUUAAUGAUAUAUAAUUUGAAAAUGUAUAUUAUUACU